AUGUUUACAAAGAUCUGCCUAGCCGCCGCCGUUUUCUGCGCCAUAAGCGUUUCGGCACAACACGAGCAUCAUCACCACGGCCACGCCUCCUCCUCACAGAGCAUCAAGCAGCACCACGGACACGCCACUGAGAAACACGUCGAGUACUAUGCUCACCCUAAGUACGAGUUCGCGUACAAAGUGGAGGACCCUCACACCGGCGACAAGAAGUCGCAGCACGAGGCGCGCGACGGCGACGUCGUGAAGGGCGUGUACAGUCUGCAUGAGCCUGACGGUACUAUCAGGAUCGUAGAGUACCACGCUGACAAGAAGACCGGAUUCAACGCUAACGUGAGGCGUGAGGGUCACGCCAAGCACAUUGUUCCUGAACACCACCACCACCAUGUACUUUGUGCGCUAUCUGUUGCCAUAGCGGUGGUCUCCGCUCAUGGCUACUCAUCUCAAUAUGUCAACAAACACGACGGCCACCACGAGCCAGUGCACCACGGACAUGAUCACCACGACUACUACACUCACCCCAAGUACGAGUUCGAGUACAAGGUGGAGGACUCUCACACGGGCGACCACAAGUCGCAGCACGAGCACCGCGACGGUGACGUCGUCAAGGGACACUACUCGCUGCAUCAGCCCGACGGCUCCGUCAGGGACGUCCACUACAGCAGCGACGAUCACACAGGCUUCCAUGCUGACGUGAAGUACAGCACCCACCACGAGAUCCCUCACCAUCAUCACCACCACUGAAGAGUCGUUAUGUAAUGUCUUACCUCAACUGAAAGAACUGAUAUUGUUACUAUGUUAUGUUAUAAAUAAACUCAAUAUUUAU
This is a messenger RNA of Helicoverpa armigera (cotton bollworm), 823 nucleotides long. Its product is annotated as pupal cuticle protein Edg-84A-like. Gene Ontology annotation, cellular component: extracellular matrix. The coding region runs from base 1 to 741 and encodes 246 amino acids. Lineage: Eukaryota; Metazoa; Arthropoda; Insecta; Lepidoptera; Noctuidae. The record is from RefSeq and is a predicted model, not a curated record. The transcript has 7 exons.